AUGUCUGCCUAUAAUAACCCCUUAGGCGAGCAGCCAGACCCUUCUUACCCUUCCGGAACUCCAACCGGAAAUCCAACCGGAACUGGUACAGGCAACAACUCUUCAAACCGUAAUAGCAGAGCUAGGUACUCUAACAAUCCAUUUAGUGCCGACCUAGACGAAGUCGAUGAUCUUCCCUCACCACCUUCAGGAGAUAAUACUAACAAUGAUACCAUUACUGGCCUUCAAACUCCUCAAGCUGCAGCUAUACGACCUGACUUUCAACCAACCUCCCAUCUUCACAAUCAUGCUACUGAUUCAUCAAUCCUUCAAAGUCCUUCAACUCUCUCUUUUAAAAAUCCUUACUCAGCUUCUGUCUAUUCAGUCUCAUCUGACUCUCUCAGCAUUGCCCAGCAGCCUCGCGGCUCUAAAAAACCUUACAAUCUCGAACAUACUCCAAGUGCCAUUGAGAGACAACAACGACAUAUUUCUUUUGCCGCAAAUGCUCAAGAAGAAAUCAAUUUUUCAGAUCAAAUUGCUACUACAACAACAAAUAAUCUCUCUUUCCUAAAUGCCCCUCAUGAAACUAAUGACUCGGAACUCGAUAGAGACCGUUCCAUGAAGCGCCAUCGUUGGGGUACCAUGCGCCAAAAAAAUGGCGGCCCUAAACGCUCAAAAUCCUCUGCCUUUAAACGCCGCAUAUCUUCCCUCGGUAGUAACGGUGGCGACCAUAACCAUAACCAUAACCAGCAUCAUCUAAAUAUUCCAGGUUUCCAUCAUGAUAAUAACUCAUCAGAUUCAGUCGCAGACGCUCCUGAAGAAAAUGGAAUUCAUAGAGUUUACUUUAAUAUGUCUCUUCCUGAUGAUAUGGUAGACCCAGAAUCAGGUCUUCCUAUUGAACAAUACCCUCGAAACAAAAUUAGAACUACAAAGUAUACUCCUCUUACUUUCAUUCCAAAGAAUUUGUAUUUCCAAUUUCAAAAUAUUGCCAAUGUGUAUUUCUUGCUCAUUGUCAUUCUUGGUGCCUUUUCAAUCUUUGGUGUCCAAAACGCUGGUCUUGCAGCUGUCCCUAUUAUCGUCAUUGUGGCCAUCACUGCUAUUAAAGAUGCUAUCGAAGAUUACCGCAGAACUGUACUUGAUUUAGAGCUCAACAAUACCCGUACUCAAAUCCUCUCUUACUGGCAUAACUACAAUGUCGUUGAUGAAAACAUUUCUGCUUGGCGUAAACUCAAAAAAGCAACUAGUAGGCUCAUGUUUCGUACAGCUGCAAAUAUUAAAAAUGCCCAAGAAAAACGCAAAGCUAAGAAAAACCCUCAUUAUGUCCCUAAAUACACCAGUGAUGGUUUGACUACCACUCGUACUGUUAACUCUGUUCUUUCCUCUCAUGAAAUGCAAGAUCUUGGAACAACCUCUGCUGACCCAAGAUCUUCCAUCGAUUCAACUUACUACGAUCGCCGCAUCUCUAUGGACGUUACAAACAAUCCCUUUGAAGAUAUUAAUAAUGAAACAUCCACCCUCAGCCUUUCCACAAUGAAUAAAAAUAAUAACCAAGACAAUAAGUCUUUUAUUAAUGAAAAACUUCAUACAACUGGUAAUUCCCGCUUCCGCCACGACUUUUGGAAAAAUGUCCGUGUUGGUGAUUUUGUCCGAAUCCACAAUAAUGACGAAAUCCCCGCAGAUCUUCUUGUCAUUUCCACUUCAGACUCUGAUGGUGCUUGCUACGUUGAAACAAAGAAUCUGGAUGGUGAAACAAAUCUUAAGGUCCGUCAGGCCCUCAAGGCUGGUCAAAAUAUCCGCCACUCGGCAGAUUGUGAAAAGGCUUAUUUUUGGGUUGAAUCGGAAAAAAACCAUGCUAACCUCUACUCCUUCAAUGGUGUUGCCAAAUGGUACGACUCCACCUCCGAUCAAUACGACCCUGUCCUUCCUGAAAAUUCUCCUGUUUGUUCUGAACCCAUCUCUAUUAACAAUAUGCUUCUUCGUGGUUGCUCUCUUAGAAAUACAAAAUGGGUCAUUGGUGUUGUUCUUUUUACCGGUCCUGAAACUAAAAUUAUGCUCAAUGCUGGUGAAACACCCACUAAGCGCUCUCGUAUUUCCCGUGAACUCAACUGGAGUGUCAUUUGCAACUUUGCUCUCUUGUUUAUCAUUUGCUUCCUCUCUGGUCUUAUCAAUGGUAUAGAAUUUGGUAGGAGUAACACAUCUAUCACUUACUUUGAAUUCGGCUCUAUUGGUGGAAGUGCUCCUGUUGAUGGUCUUGUUACCUUUUUCGCUGCAGUUAUUCUCUACCAGUCACUUGUCCCUAUUUCACUCUACAUCUCUAUUGAAAUUGUUAAAACUAUUCAAGCCUUUUUCAUUUACAGUGAUGUUUUUAUGUACCAUGAACCUUUGGACUAUCCUUGUACUCCAAAAUCUUGGAACAUUUCAGAUGACUUGGGUCAAAUAGAAUAUGUCUUUUCUGAUAAAACUGGUACCUUGACUCAAAACGUUAUGGAAUUUAAAAAGUGUACUAUAAAUGGUGUGGCCUAUGGUAAAGCUUACACAGAAGCUCUUGCUGGUAUGCGCAAACGUGAAGGUAUUGAUGUUGAAGCUGAAGCUGAGGAAAUGCGUAUUAAUAUCGAAAAGGAUAAAAUUAAAAUGAUUACCCAUCUUCGCCGCAUUCAUGACAAUGACCAGCUUUACGAUGAUAAUGUCACAUUUAUUUCCUCUGACUUUGUUGCUGAUAUGGAAGGCCAGUCUGGUGAUGAACAGCAGCGCGCCUGUAAACAUUUUAUGCUUGCUCUCGCUCUCUGUCACUCUGUCAUUACUGAAUCCAGCAAAAAGUUCCCCGGACGAUUGGAUCUCAAGGCUCAAUCUCCUGAUGAAGCUGCCCUUGUGGCUACGGCUCGUGAUAUGGGCUUUGCCUUUAAGGACCGCACUCGUCGCGGAGUUAUUGUUGACGUCCAAGGUGCUGAACAAGAGUACCAGAUUCUCAACAUGCUUGAAUUUAACUCUACAAGAAAGAGAAUGAGUGCUAUUAUCAAGCUUGCAGGUGCAGGCCCUAAUGGUACUGACAAGAUUUUGCUUAUUUGCAAAGGUGCAGAUAGUGUCAUUUAUUCACGCUUGAGCCCCUCUGGCCAAGACCGCAUUAGUGCUGAAACUGCUUUGCACUUGGAACAAUUUGCACGUGAAGGUUUGCGUACCCUUUGUAUUGCUCAACGUGAGCUCACUCUUGAGGAGUACAAUAAGUUUAAUCAUGACCACGAAAUUGCUUCUUCUGCCCUUGAGAACCGUGAGGACCGUAUGGAAGAAGUUGCCGAUGCUUUAGAACGUAACCUUGUUUUGCUUGGUGGUACUGCUAUUGAGGAUCGUCUUCAGGAUGGUGUUCCUCAAACUAUUGCUUUGCUCGGUAUGGCUGGUAUCAAGCUUUGGGUCUUGACUGGUGAUAAGGUUGAAACUGCCAUUAACAUUGGUUUUUCUGCAAACUUGCUUGACAAUGAAAUGCAGCUCUUAAUUUUACGUUCUGAAGAUUUAUCCAUUGCCGCUGUUGAUCGUUUAAUUUCAGAAUACCUGGAAAAGAACUUUAAUAUCUUUUACUCGGAUGAACUCAUUGAUGAAGCCAAGCUUGACCACACUCCUCCUAACCCUAAUUUUGCCAUUGUUAUUGACGGUGAUACCCUCAAGUUGUGUCUUUCUGAAGAACUCAAGUACAAGUUUUUGAUUCUUUGCAAACAAUGCAAAUCUGUUUUGUGCUGCAGAGUUUCUCCUGCUCAAAAAGCUGCUGUUGUUAGUCUUGUCAAAAAUACUCUUGAUGUCAUGACGCUUUCUAUUGGUGAUGGUGCCAAUGAUGUCGCUAUGAUUCAAGAGGCUGAUGUCGGUGUUGGUAUUGCUGGUGAAGAAGGUCGUCAGGCCGUCAUGAGUUCUGAUUAUGCAAUUGGUCAGUUCCGCUUCCUUGCUCGUUUGUUGCUUGUCCAUGGCCGCUGGUCCUACAAGCGUCUUGCUGAAAUGAUUCCAAACUUCUUUUAUAAGAACGUUGUCUUUACUUUUGCUCUAUUUUGGUACGGUGCAUUUUCCAGUUUUGAUGGUGCUUAUCUCUUUGAAUAUACAUUUGUUAUGUUCUUUAACUUGGCCUUUACCUCGCUCCCUGUCAUUCUUAUGGGCUUUUUGGAUCAAGAUGUUGAUGAUCGUAUUGCUCUUGCUGUUCCACAACUUUACCGUCGCGGUAUCUUGCGUCUUGAAUGGAACCAACAAAAGUUUUGGGUUUACAUGUUUGAUGGUUUUUACCAGUCUCUUGUUUCCUUCUUCUUCCCCUUCUUUACUUAUCUUAAUGGUGUUUCAAUCUCAAAAAGUGGCCGCCCUCUUGAUCACCGUUAUUGGAUGGGUGUUUCAGUUUGUACCAUUGCUGUCUUGUCUUGUAACUUUUAUGUCUUGUCCAACCAGUACAGAUGGGAUAUCGCUUCUCUUAUUAUUAAUAUCAUUUCUAGUUUGUUUGUCUGGAUCUGGGCUGGUAUUUAUUCUUCAUUCACUGGUUCUAUGGGUCUUUACAAGGUUGCCUCUGAAAUGUUUGGUUCUGCUUCAUUUUGGGCUGUCAUUUUUCUUGGUUUCAUUACAUGCAUGUUUCCCCACUAUACCCUUCUUUCAAUUCAACGUAUUUUCAAACCUGAAGAUGUUGACAUUGUUCGUGAACAAUGGAACCUUGGAUUUUUCGAUUCCGUGCAGCCCAUCUCUGAGGAUAAUUACGGUCUUACAGCUGCAUUAGCUCUUGAGCGUCGUUUCCGUGGAGGCUUUGAUGACUUUGACCUGCCCCGCAUUAACGAAGGAGGUCUUGCACCACCACCUCCUGGUGCUAACCGCUUUUCCAAAAAUGCAAGAAUCUCUUCGGAUGAAGAGUCCGAUGACACUUACCGUCGCGAAAAGGGAAGCUCGUCGACCGGUUCUGCUGGCUCUUCAGGAACUUAUGGCUCGUCGUCUGCUGCUGGACCUUCCUCUGGAGGCCACUCCGAAGAUGACCGUAUCCGUAAAUCCCUUGACAUUGCGCGGACUCGUCUGCGUAAUGAACAGCAGCCUUCGCGCAAGUCGAUGGAAGGUAUGCGCAUGUCGCACGAUCUUGGUGACGAACUUACUACAGCAGAAGGCCUGAUGCGCACAUACACACGGCAACAGCAGUUUGGCUAUGAUGACCCCAACAUGAACCGUGAUACCGAUUCCGAAAUUGAUCGUCGCGAGCGUAAGAGCAGACAAUUCUUAAAUCCUCAUAAAUUGGGAUUGGAUAAGUUAAGUAAGGUAUUUCACAAGCAUUAA
Magnusiomyces paraingens is the source of this 5253-nucleotide messenger RNA. RefSeq lists its product as uncharacterized. Gene Ontology annotation, cellular component: plasma membrane. The coding region runs from base 1 to 5253 and encodes 1750 amino acids. Gene Ontology annotation, molecular function: ATP binding; magnesium ion binding; ATP hydrolysis activity. The record is from RefSeq and is a predicted model, not a curated record. The transcript has 2 exons. Gene Ontology annotation, biological process: phospholipid translocation. NCBI's taxonomy places the organism in Eukaryota, Fungi, Ascomycota, Dipodascomycetes, Dipodascales, Dipodascaceae.